Alternaria ethzedia is the source of this 921-nucleotide messenger RNA. RefSeq lists its product as uncharacterized. Lineage: Eukaryota; Fungi; Ascomycota; Dothideomycetes; Pleosporales; Pleosporaceae. Bases 1 to 921 code for a protein of 306 amino acids. The record is from RefSeq and is a predicted model, not a curated record. The transcript is spliced from 4 exons.
AUGUCGGACCCGCAGGUGCAGCUGGAGUCCUUGCAAGAUGUGUGGAACACAUGUCAGACGAAUGAUGAUCAAAAGCAUGUUUUGAUCAAGGAUCUAUUCGCAUAUGUGAACGAUCUCUCUGCUCGGUUGUCAGAAGCUGAGUACGAACUUCGUGAUCGAAAAGACGUGAUCAAGUUGACACGCGAUCGUAUCGAAGAAGCCGACAAGCGGAUCCAAGUUUUUCAGGCUGAGAAGGCUCGUCAUGCCUUCGCAUCCGUUUUGAUCGAUGGUGAUUGUAUGCUGGUAAGUCCUCUACCCUUCAACCAUCCGUCAACUCUAACCUGGUUUAAGUUCAAUGAUGACCUUGUGAAAGCCGGGCUAGACGGCGGAAAGAGAGCCGCCCGCUUACUCAAACAAGCUGUUGAGGAAGAACUUCGAUCAUCUCCACCUGCGUUGGCCCACCAUAUCCAGGUGGUCAUUCGUGUUUACGCGAACAUGAAGGGCCUGGCGAAGACAUACAAAGACGCUGAGAUUCUCCCACAGUUAGCGUCACUUGACGAGUUCGUACGUGGUUUCAAUAUGGGCGAUCCCAUGUGUGACUAUGUUGAUGCUGGCAACGGCAAAGAGUGUUCGGAUGAGAAGAUCAAGGCAAUGUUUCGGCACGAUCUAGCGGAUAUGCACUGUCACCAGAUCCUGUUCGGUGGCUCAGCUGACAAUGGCUAUGCCCGAUUGCUGGGCCCAUAUAACGAAGACGACGCAGUGCGAAGCCGUAUCACUCUCUUGGAAGGCCCGCCGUUCGCCCGCGAGUUAGCUGCGAUUAAGGACAGAUACCACACUGCGCGCAACGGUGUCUCUCCCGACUCCGCCGCGAACACCAUCGACAGACUACGCAACGGCCGCUGCGCAGAUUCCAACAGGGCCUUCUUCAUCUUCGUCGUCUAA